Messenger RNA from Letharia columbiana, 1887 nucleotides. RefSeq lists its product as uncharacterized. Gene Ontology annotation, biological process: negative regulation of toll-like receptor 9 signaling pathway; apoptotic process. The transcript has 5 exons. Bases 1 to 1887 code for a protein of 628 amino acids. The record is from RefSeq and is a predicted model, not a curated record. Lineage: Eukaryota; Fungi; Ascomycota; Lecanoromycetes; Lecanorales; Parmeliaceae.
AUGUCAAGCAUCCUCAGCCUCAGCAAGCCUGCCUCUCUCGAGCACGCGUCUAGUGGCCUGGAUCGCGCCUCAUUUAACGUCUACGACGAGGCCGACCGCCAUAUCACCGCUCCACUGCAGGAGCACCCACGUAGUCCCAGUCCUAGCUCCAGUGGUAGCGAUGGCUACGACGUCGACGCCGACCAAGGAGAAGCCGAUACAAACCCGAGGAGCUUUGCUAAUGUGCGCCGAGUCUCUGCGAAAGUACGAUCGAAAGUGAAGAUCAAGACACACAAGCUCCUGCAUACCUCCCAUCAGCAACAUGCUCAUCAGUUGCCCACAGCUCCUGCUUUGGCGCCGGCACCCAUCCACGAUGGCGAUGAGGACCGCCUUAAUCAUCCUGUACCAGAGCACAAGGGACCCCAAGUCAAAGAAUUCCUUCACAACCCGGUCGAUACUGUCUCAUCCCUACUACAUGGCGCAAGUGGGGCAAAGAUGGCUGCUGUUAUGGACAACCAAGUCAUAGCCCACGGUGCGGAUGUGAAUCUGGUCCGGGUAUACGAUAAGGCGUCGAAUGCCGACAAUAAGGAGGAACAACAGUCGGCGCUGGCGGAGUUGGAGGAUUUGAAAAAGACAAGACAAGACCAAUACGUCAGAUGGACAAUGGAUCGCCAUGUACUCAAAAUUAGAAGAAUACCGCCCCACAAUCUACCGCGGCCGCAAAAGAAGGACUUCCGAACAGGGGAUCAGAAGAAAGAAGGCCAAGUCAACUGGGCCAGUUACAGCCAGCAUCUCGCACGUUUUUAUGCCAGGCACUACUGUGACCAGUACAUUGACGAGUCCCCAACCCUACCUUCGGCAAAUGAGGACGCCAUCAACACUAGUUUGGAAAGGUUCCUCAUGUCAUCAACGCCGUAUCAAGUGGUCCUCAUGAAGAUUCGGCACAUUUAUCGCUGGGAUGACCCUGUGGAGACCGGCGUGUACCUUGGAUCCUAUCUCUUUUUUUGGGCCAUCGGUCAUCUUGCAGGUGCUGCGGUUCUUGGCAUUAUGUGGCUCGUGCUUAUGCGACACCUGUACCCUCCCACGGCCGAAGAUCUCCGGGAAAAUAUUGAACGGUCUGAGGACGUUGAGCAGACCGCCACGAAUCUCACUCAGCUGAUCGAGCAGCAUGGAUCUCGUGGGUGGAUGGCCGCGUUGAUCAAAGAGCUGGGACCGAGAUCACUAUUAGCACUGGGCGAUAUGGCAGACACUUUGGAGAUCAUGAGAAACUUCUACCAAUGGCGGAGCCCACCCCGCACAAUGUUUUCGCUAUCACUUCUCGGUCUUGUUUGGCUAUUCAUCGCCACCACACCUCUCUGGCUGCUGGUCAAGAUGUCACAACUUGAAGCCGCCAUUAUGUUUUUCGGGACUUUUCCAAUUGCGAGCCGCAUGCCACACUAUCGGCAUGUUGUAUCGCCAUUGACAUGGUUAUUUUGGAAGAUACCCACAGAUGCCGAGUGGGCCAUAGCUCGCUUGCAAGUGGAAGCCAGGCACAGCAAAGAUGCACUGCCCACAGAGCCCUCCAAAAAAGUUGAAGGCGCGUCAGAUAAGACGACAAUGCCUUCGAAGGCCGAUGACGAGACCGAACCUGCAAUAGAUAUUGGCAGAUAUCAUUGCACGUGCCAAAGCCAUCAUGGAGAUCUUCACGUCAGCUCAAGUGGUGCUCGCUACGUAACUGCAGUGAGAUCAACCCUUCUAUGGAAGCUACGAUUUGACAAUUGCAAGACCAUACGCAAAAAUUCUGAUAGUGGGCUGAUUUUCGAGCUUAUGGAUGACAGCGAGUUCAAAGUUAUGGGUUUGGCGCUUAGGAAUGAAAUCUUCACUCAAAUAAUUGGCUAUAGUGGCCUAGCAUGGCAGGUCACUGGAUGA